AUGCGUCUUCCUGCCACCAUCCUGCUGGCUCUGGCUUGUGUGUUGCUCUACGCGGAGAUCGGUGCUGCAACUACGGCCUCGUGCUCCUCUAUCCCUGCCUGCGUGAAGCAGAGCACCACCACCUGCAAGUGCAGCCGCUGCCAAACCAUCCCCGGCUGCUCCAAGUACGACACGACCACCUGCAAGUGCACCCGCGCGUCCCCUGCCGCCUACGUCGUCCUCCCCUCUGGCGUCACAGGCUGUGCAGCCGGCUACGGGUCCUUCAGGGCUCAAGGCGCCGGCGUCUCAUCCACCCUGCCCUUGUCGCCGCCCUCGUGCCCCGUGUCGGCGCUGACUCUCGACCUUGGCCUGCUGGCGGGCCAGGUAUCCGUCGACACCAAGGCCUGCGCCUGCAAGCGCUGCCCAUCUGGCACCACGUCCCAGGGCGGAUUUCUGGUGGAGCUUUCCCAGUGCCGCGCAGGCAUCAACGCCAGAGCAUUCGCGGCCUAUGGCGCUGCCACCCCCUGCGGCGCCUACCUGACAGGCGUGCGCGCCUGGUACUCUGCCGCGCGCAGCAUGAUUGUUGGGCUGGAGACCAUCCUCUCAGACGGCUCAAGUGUCAUGAGCGGGAUUGCUAAAGGCAAUGCCUCUGCUGUCUCCGUGCCAUCUGGCCAGAAGGUCACCACCCUCACUGUCUACCAGACUGGCAGCCGCGUCGAGGCCCUGCGCCUGGCCACUGACGCGGGCGUCACUCUCAACCUGGGCAAGUCAGCACCCUCCGCACCUCGCGCGGUCAUCCAGGCCCCCCUGAAGACCGCCCUCGGCGGCAUCAGCGGCGCCUUGGCCUACCCUGGGGGCCCCCUCAUCUCUGUCACUCCCCUGUUCAACCUCGUGGGCCGCGUCACCAAGGCAGGCACCACCAACCAGCUGUUCAGGUGCACAGCGCGCAUGCACUAA
Messenger RNA from Monoraphidium neglectum, 936 nucleotides. RefSeq lists its product as hypothetical. The transcript has 4 exons. The coding region runs from base 1 to 936 and encodes 311 amino acids. The record is from RefSeq and is a predicted model, not a curated record. NCBI's taxonomy places the organism in Eukaryota, Viridiplantae, Chlorophyta, Chlorophyceae, Sphaeropleales, Selenastraceae.